GUUCAGGACGAAAUGAAUUGACGCAACGAGCUUGCAAGACAAGUAUAACGGUGGAUACAACACCUGGAGGGAGAAGCAGUGUACAAUACAAUGUAAAUUAAUCAUUCAGAUACAUAAUCAGGCUCCGUAUGUUCUCCGGUGAUGCUGUGUUUGGGGGUAAAUGCAGUGAGGUCGUCGGUAUCUUUACAGAAGGUAAGCUAACGCUGUGCAUCCUGUCCCUGCUGCACAUGAGACAUCGUUUCUAUCAUUGCCCUCAGCAGUUAUGGAGGAGAGGUCUGUACAUAGGGACCACUCGCUGCCUCUCUACUGGACCACAUUCACCUCCUCCUCCUCCCACGCUGACUGACUCCCCUGAGUGCACUGAACCAGGACCCAACCGCAGUACCUCUGCUUGGUCUCCUGACCAGGGUCCACCGCCUGCUCCCACGUAUUGCUGCAUGAGUGGCUGUCACAACUGUGUGUGGAUCGAACAUGCGGAGCAGCUGUUGGAGUAUUACCACGACGGAGGCGACCGGGCGCUCGCCGCUGUUGAGGAGAACGUCCUCGACGAGAACCUUAAAACCUACUUAAAGAUGGAGAUUAGACUGUUGAAAAAGACAUGACUGAUGUAUUUACUGCCAGUGGCCUCGAGUGUAAGCACUUUAUAACACACUCCACAUUUUCACUUCCGUCUCCUUUGGUUGUACAUUUCAUAUCUGCAGAAAAUUUCAGAAAAUCAACAUGAGCUUCUUUUAUGAUGGAAGCUUUGCCCAUGAUUCCUAUCAGUAUGAUUAUCUGACUGAUCCUGGUUCUUGACCAGUUAGACCUCUUUUCAGAUCUCAGCAAUUAACUUCCUGAGUACAACAUGAUUAUUACUAAAAAGGGGGCAGACAAUGCUGGAGCUCCGGAGCUCCUUUCACUCCUGUUUCAACACAGUGUUGGAGUUUGUAUCUAAUGAAGAAUACCAUGUGAUAGGUGACGUUUUAAGCUUCAGAAAGAGCUUCAUUCAGUUUGACAGUUUGGAAAGUUUUGUGAUCUAAUGUGAUGGACAUUAGUGUGAUAAGAGAAGGAGAAUAAUUAAGAAACAUGGUGAUGCACACAGUGACACUGAGGCUGAACUACACCAAUAAGUUAUUAUUUAUAUAUUUAAUAUAUAGAGAGAUUUUGUGUCAACAGAAGUAUUUUAUAUUUAGGCUUUGUGGAAAUUUAUUAUUAAUUAUUUUAUUGUAGCUUAUUGCCUCAAAACAAAAGUACAAAAGUAUUACAGAUUUGACCCAUUAAUGUCCACAGUGGAAUUUUAUGAUUUCCUAGGAGAAUGUAGGGCAGGUCGUCCACUAAUCAGAAGCUCAUUGGUUCAAUCCCUGGCUCCUCUAUUCCACAUGUCGAUGUGUUCUUGGGCCUAAGGUGUGUGAGUGUGUGUGAUAGAGAAGCGCUGUGUGAAUGGGUGAAUGUGGCUUGUAGUGUAAAGUGCUUUGAGAGGUCGAUAAGACUGGAGUCUUGAGGAGCCACUGUAGGUUUUGUGAAGCAGCUGCUUUGUUUGAAGCUUUGAAAAUUUUUUUCUGCACAAAUAGAAACUGAGCUUCAAAGCUUUAUAAGACUACAAUCACCCAUCAUUUAUUAUGAGAGUGAUAUGAACAAUGCCAAAAAAAUCCCUAAAUUUCAUCCUAAAAUGUUACCAUCAAACUCAACCUGUUCCACUCCAGGAUUGAAUGAGUUAGUCUUUGUUUUAGUUCAUAAGGAGCAUGGAGUGUUUGUUUCUGAAAGUGUGGCGUUAGUACAGUAUGUGUGAUUUAGAAUUAACGUGUCAGCACAUGUCAUGUCAGAAAAAAUUCGCUUAACUAUAAUUCACUGUUUAACUGUCAUGUUCCUUUAUUCAUGAAGCACACUUGCAAAGAUCUGUGAUUUAUCAGUUGAAGUUUGAACUGAUAUGUUAAAAGUAUAUUUUGUAAGUGUUUACAGAUCAUUUACUUUGUUAUAUUUAAAGCAUAUUUAAAUUGUGUAUUUUAAAAUUAUUUUCAGGAUGUUUGUUAAAUAAAUUUUCUUUCAAAGA
Seriola aureovittata is the source of this 2029-nucleotide messenger RNA. It is a transcript of the gene oxld1, whose product is annotated as oxidoreductase-like domain containing 1. The record is from RefSeq and is a predicted model, not a curated record. Lineage: Eukaryota; Metazoa; Chordata; Actinopteri; Carangiformes; Carangidae. Gene Ontology annotation, cellular component: mitochondrion. Bases 129 to 602 code for a protein of 157 amino acids. The transcript has 2 exons.